Messenger RNA from Prionailurus viverrinus (fishing cat), 1234 nucleotides. Its product is annotated as complement factor H-related protein 5-like. The record is from RefSeq and is a predicted model, not a curated record. NCBI's taxonomy places the organism in Eukaryota, Metazoa, Chordata, Mammalia, Carnivora, Felidae. Bases 1 to 1233 code for a protein of 410 amino acids. The transcript is spliced from 8 exons.
AUGGGGCCAAAAAAGGACAAAUAUAAAGUUGGAGAUGUGUUGCAAUUUUCCUGCAGACAAAAACUUCCAAGAGUUGGACCAGAUUCAGUUCAGUGUUCCCAUUUUGGAUGGUCCCCUGAUCUUCCAACAUGUAAAGGGCAGGUAAAAUCAUGUGGUAUGCCUCCUCAACCCCCCAGCGGGGAGAUUAAGGAAACAAACAAAGAAAAAUAUGAACUUAACGAAGUGGUGGAAUAUGUUUGCAACUCUGGAUUUUUGAUGACGUGUUCUAAUAAAAUUCAGUGUGUAGAUGGAACAUGGACAACCUUGCCUCUAUGUAGUGGUAAUGGCAGUACGUGGGGUGAUGUACCUGGACUUGCUUAUGGUUAUGUUGUGGAGUCUUCUGCCCCUCCCUUUCACCAUGGAGCUUUAGUGGAGUUCAGUUGCAGAGAAACAUGUACAUUGAUUGGACCCAGAUCAAUUACAUGUGACAGUGGACGGUGGACCCCACUUCCUCAGUGUGUUGCAACAAAUGAACUUAAGAAGUGUAAAUCAUCACAGUUAGUUUCAUAUGAGGUGAUUGAUCAUAAUACCAACAUACGUUACAAAUGUAGAGGAAGAACAGACUACAAACACUCAAUCUGCAUAAAUGGAAGAUGGGAUCCUGAAAUACCCUGCACAGAGCUACAAAUGCAGUCAUGCCCACCUCCACCUCAGAUUCCCAAUGCUCGAGAUAUGACAACUACAGUGAAGUACCGUGAUGGAGAAAAAAUAUCUGUUCUGUGUCAAGAAAAUUCUAUAAUUCGCAAUGUAGCAGAAAUUGUGUGUAAAGAUGGAAGAUGGCGGUCAACACCACGCUGUGUUGACCCUAAAAGAAAAUGUGGGCCUCCUCCACCUAUCGACAAUGGAGACAUUACCUCAUUCCCAUUAUCAACGUAUGCUCCAGGAUCAUUAGUUGAGUACCAAUGCCAGUCCUUCUAUGAACUUCAGGGAAACAAGAAUAUAAUAUGUAGUCAUGGACAGUGGUCAGAACCACCAAAGUGCUUGGAUGCAUGUGUGAUAUCAGAAGAAGUCAUGGAUAGACAUAACAUACAGUUACGAUGGAGACAUGAAAAAAAAUUUUAUUCUAAAACAGGAGAUAUUAUUGAAUUUGUAUGUAAAAGUGGAUAUCAUAAAAAGACACCACAUCAUACAUUUCGAAUAACCUGUCAGGAAGGGAAACUGGAAUAUCCCACUUGUGUAAAAAACAAUGGCUAAA